AAUGGUCUGCAGUUUAGUCCAAUUCCCAUUCCAGGGAAUCAUCUUGUUGUCCUAGCAGUGGAGCAGUGUUUUGUGGGAUCUUUACUCCACUUUGGCUUCAGAAUCUGUUCAUCCACAAGAACAGCAUCACAAAUUGCUCACAACUCUCCUCUUUAUCUCAAUAACAUUGUAAAAAAAACAUUUGGUUCAAAGAACAAAACGUGUCCCUCUGGGGGGUUACCCAAUCUUCCUGCCUGUCAAAUAUUUUCCUGCCACUCUGCUGAUCAUCAAGCCCCCACAAUGCUGCAGAUAUUGAAUGAAAAUUUACUAGAGUUACAUAGAAGCACUCCACAGUCAUUUCUUCUGAAAAGCUCUCAGAGUCAGCACUUAUCACUUGUUGAUUGUUCUCAGACGAAAGCCAGUUGCAAAGCAAGUUUUGGUAAAAGUAACACAUCUCUUCAAGGGAGAGGUCGGGCAUCUCCCAUUUACUGUACUCCACAAGAGUUCUGUGCUAUGAUCACUCCUCUUGUCCUAACUGGAAUCUCACAGCCUUCCUCUGGCAGCAAUUCCACAACAAAUAGGUCACCAGGAUCAAAUAAG
This is a messenger RNA of Porites evermanni, 579 nucleotides long. The record is from the annotation of a GenBank genome assembly. Lineage: Eukaryota; Metazoa; Cnidaria; Anthozoa; Scleractinia; Poritidae.